This is a messenger RNA of Populus trichocarpa (black cottonwood), 1857 nucleotides long. Its product is annotated as protein NEN2. Gene Ontology annotation, molecular function: nucleic acid binding; 3'-5' exonuclease activity. The transcript is spliced from 5 exons. The coding region runs from base 193 to 1704 and encodes 503 amino acids. Lineage: Eukaryota; Viridiplantae; Streptophyta; Magnoliopsida; Malpighiales; Salicaceae. The record is from RefSeq and is a predicted model, not a curated record.
UUGAAUGGAACAUGGGCUAAACACCCAGCUUCAAUUGUGCUUUACUUUGUUAAGCCUGCGAAGCAAACCGACCCUAAGAAGCAAAGACCUAUUUCCCUUCCCUAUAUCUAUCCACACGCAGAGCGAUAGAGAGAGAACCCAAAACCUCUCUUUGCUUUUUGAAAGGGUGAUCCGAAUAGAGGGAGCGAGGAGAUGGAAAACAAAACAGAGAUAGCUUUCUUCGAUGUUGAAACCACGGUCCCGACCCGACCCGGCCAGGGGUAUGCUAUACUUGAAUUCGGGGCCAUCCUUGUCUGCCCCCAGAAGCUAGAAGAGAUCAGGAGCUACUCGACCUUGGUCCGACCCUCCAACCCGAAGCUCAUAUCUUCCUUGUCCGUACGGUGUAACGGCAUCAUACCAGAAGCUGUGGUUUCAGCACCGUCCUUCGCUGACAUUGCUGACACGGUCUACGACAUCCUCCAUGGGAGGAUAUGGGCGGGCCAUAAUAUAGUCAGAUUUGAUUGUGUGCGAAUAAGAGAGGCGUUUGCGGAGAUUGGAAGGGCAGCACCAGAGCCAAAGGGGACUAUUGACUCGUUAGCAUUAUUGACUCAGAAGUUUGGAAGGAGAGCUGGCAACAUGAAGAUGGCAAGCCUUGCAACUUAUUUUGGGCUUGGAAACCAAACACAUAGGAGUUUAGAUGAUGUAAGAAUGAAUGUUGAGGUUCUUAAGCAUUGUGCUACUGUCCUAUUCCUGGAAUCAAGCCUCCCAGACGCAUUUCCAGAAAACCAUUGGGUUUCCCCUAAUGCUAUCACAAGAAGUCGUAGAAAUGGAAAAUCCCCAGUCCUAAACAAGAAUUCCCCGUCUUCGAGUUCACACGUUAAAAGCACCCCUGCCCUGUCUCCUGAAAAUGAUAGAACUGAGGAAAAGCGUCCAGUCUUUUCUCUUCUCACAAGCAAUACUGCUGAGGCCCAAUAUUCUGUUGCAUCUAAUACAGCUCAUCCUGAUACAUUUGACAUGGUCGCACUUGGCAAUGAAAUGAAUGCUGCCUCCUUUCAACCAGAUGUCGCCAUGGAGGAAAACCCAAUACUACAGCCUCCUGAGAUGCCUUCUACAGUGACUGUCCCUGAAAGUUGCAGUGACGUUUUGGGUUUCUUAGAGCUUGAUGAAGUUUCUCUUUCUUCUAUUAGAGCAUUUCAUGUCCCGUUCUUUCGAGGGAGUCAUAGAAUCAAAUUAUUUUACGAGGGGGCCAUUUUGCAGCUUCGCUGUCCUCGGUUGAGGAUACGGUUUGGACUAAGUACGAAGUUUUCUGAUCAUGCAGGCCGGCCACGGUUGAGUUUUGUGGUUGAUGCAUCUCCAAGUCUAUGUGAUGUUCUUGAUACAUGUGAGAGCAUUGUGCGGAAAGUUUGUGCAGAUUCGGAUUGUAGUUCUGAUUGGAGGAGUGUUGUUACCAGAAAACAGGGCUUUGUCAACAACCCUACCGUGAGAUUGAACAUACCUACUGCAGUAAAUGGGGAUGUUGCUCAAUAUGCAACGGAUAUGUAUCUGAAAGAACCAUCUGGAACCACACAAAAGCUCAUAUUCAGUAAGUUUGAUGCUGCCGAGCUGGAUACCUGGUUCAGACCAGGGACCUUUGUCGAUGCAUACUUGUCCUUGGAUCCAUACGACUAUCAGCAGACUUCUGGCAUCCGAUUAGUGGCAAAUAAAUUAAUCAUCCAUAAUGAGUGAUGCACCAUUUGGUUGAUUAAAACUGUAACAAGCUUCCUAACAUGUAGAAAAGAAAAAAUAUUUUCGUUGCAAGAUUUAGGCCCAUACCUAUAUUUGAAAAGAUUUGAAUGCUGACACUGAUACUCUCUAUAUUUAACCAGAAUUUAUUUAGAA